UUGACAUUGGAUAUCGUCACUCGAACCGAUAUGUUGUGUCCCACGCGUUUACGCUGAAUUAAUGGUUGACGACUGUCGCGUUUCGUCUUAUUGAUGAAAAAUAGACUCUCAUUUGGAAUGUUUUGCUCAUUUUUGACUGUUGGGAUUCUUCGGAAUCUGCAAUUGGACUAAAGCCUUUUCGUAAUUCCGGUACGUUUUACUCUACAUUUGUGUAGCCUGCUUUUGGUUUUGCUAAUGGGAGCUGCACGCCACUCGAAACGUAAUAUCAGUUUCCACGAGACUCAACAGCUCCGUCUGGAAAGAGAAACGGAGCUUCUUCAAAAUAGCUCAAGUUGAUUGGAAAUGGGAUCGUAUUAUUUGAUACAGACGUUGACUUGAGUACAUAUCACAAUUGGAAUGGCGCAAUCUUAUAUAACCGCUGAUCCCGACAAGUUAAUUCGCCUCGUUCUGUAUCACACCAUGCCUGUGUGGUUUUAUUUUGAAAUCCCUGAGCGGAAAUCGUGCAUGGUUCACCUUUGAUCGACGCUGUCAGGAAGUGGGAUGUGGCCAGAUUGUAUUUAUGCUGCCGAUCAAGAUAUGAAAAUCAUUGAAUCAGCGCGCCUCGGGAGCUCUGCUUCACAGCAGGUCACAGCGGGGAUAACACUUUUGCCCUACGUCCCUCAAGUUGCAACCGGGAGUCGAAAGGAGCGAACGGAGCCGCUGUGUCUUUGCUAUCGUCUGGAUUGGAGCACUUCCCUAAAGACUUGACAACCUCACGCCCAAACACUUUAUUGCAACUGCAUCCAGGGCGUUGGUUACGUAAUAAGUAUGUGAAUCCAUACAGUGACUUUCAAGAAAUACAUGUAUUUUGCUUGAGGACGAAGAUUACCGGGCCUCGUCGUUGAUCACAAAUGUCAGCAAGUCACCAUCAUCAAGUGAUGAUGGAGUCCUCUUUAGCUCUCGGUAGACUGGACCUGACUUCCGCUGUGGGGGUCAACAUGACCCCGUGCAUCUCUCCCGCUGCCUCCACCAAAGAAAUGAGUGCUCACCGGACAAUUGGAACGCAAGGACCGGCUCACUUGAAUGGCUGCGUGCCGCUGUCACAUCAGGUCGCAGGUCACAAGUAUGGAGUGGAUAAAGUGGGCAUUCUGCAGCAUCCUGAUGGAACAGUCCUGAAGCAACUGCAGCCUCCACCUCGAGGACCAAGGGAGAUGCAAUUUUACAGCAUGGUGUAUGCAGAGGAUUGCUGUGACCCAUGCCUUCUUGAGCUCCAGACACAUCUCCCAAAAUAUUACGGCACCUUGUCCUCUCCAUAUGCACCGAACGACCUGUACAUGAAGCUGGAAGAUGUGACUCGACGCUUCGUCAAGCCGUGCAUCAUGGAUGUGAAGCUGGGCCAGCGAAGUUACGAUCCGUUCGCCUCGCAGGAGAAAAGGGAGCAACAGAUCAGAAAAUACCCACUCAUGGAGGAGAUAGGUUUCCUGGUCCUUGGCAUGAGGGUUUACAAACUGUCCAGUGACACUGUUGACACGUUUGACCAGCACUAUGGAAGGGGACUGUUGAAGGACACCAUUAAAGAUGGCUUGGCGAAAUUUUUUCACAACGGCGUUUGUCUGAGGAAGGAUGCCGUAGUAGCCAGCAUUCGCCGAGUACAGAAUAUCCUCCACUGGUUCGAGUCUCAGCGUCAGCUAGUCUUCUACGCCAGCUCUCUUCUCUUUGUCUACGAGGGCAUCCCCUCCUCGAGCACCUUCGGCCUCAUCGCCACCAACAGCCCGGCCGCCGUGGGCGAGGAUGAAAGGAGCCGGGAGGUCGGGGACAAGAAUGAAAAGAUGGCAGAGUACAACAACAACAACAACAUUCAGCCCCGUGAUUGCACCCGAGACUCCAUUUUCAGCAAUCACAGGAAAGGCGGCCUCCAACUUUGCGCCAAGACUCGCCUUCAAGGUAGCGGCGGAGACGACGCCAUUUUAGGGCCGCCGACGCCGCGCCAACCCGUAUCCGUCGAGCAGGACAACUCCACGUGGUUGUCCCGGCAACCGCCAAACGGAAACGGAAACAAAUCCCAACGUGAUGGGAAGGGUGAGGAUAGAGAGAGAGACAAGAGCGGCGGCGGCAGAGAGGCGGAUACCGUGCGAGGUGGAGGCGAGGCGAGCGAAGGAAACGCGCAGGUGGAGGUCAAGAUGAUCGACUUUGCCCACGUUUUCCCCAGCGAGAGCCCCGAUCACGGCUACAUCUACGGCCUCAAGCACCUGCUGAGCGUAUUGAACCAGAUACUCUCUGACGACGCUUAGACUCGUCCGCUCUCGGAACCACCACCACCGCCACCGUCGUCAUCUCACCGGCUUGUGAUGCGUUUAUGGUUUUCCUGAGCGGAAGUCACAGAGGCUGACGCUUCCAUGCACUAAGCAAUCCCUUGAAGGCAUUAGGACCCUCUGCCAUCAGUUGCUGGGUCCACUCCAAAAUGUGACCCCACUUUGCCUGUAAUCCAUUUGAAAUGCACUGGAUUUGACAAGUCUAUUUUUAUAUUGAGGCCACUGAGAGAAGAAGAAGAAGAAGAAAAAAAAUAACUGUUAGGUAUGUGUUGUAUAUCAGAACAUCUCAAAUCCUGAGUGAGCCAGAGAUUUUUCUGUAUUGUUUUUACCAUAGUAACUAUUUGAUACUAUUUAUAGCAGUUUUAGAUUUGUGCUUAAUGGUGUGGAUGCUGAGAGAAGCUUUCACUGCCAUAACGCAUCAAAAUAUGUCUUAUUUUUUUUUUUUUUUUACCCUAAAAAAAUGAUUGCUUCCCAAACACUUUUUUUUGACAAAUAAGAAAACUAAAAAUGCUAAACUAUCAGUAUGGGGGGAAAAAAAAAAAAGUUGUCAUCUCCAAAAAGUUGUCCUGUCCCCCAAAAUACUCUUCAAUUCUAUUUGAAUUCGGAAGGGAUGUUUUUUUUUUUGUGUAUAUCACAACAAUGCUUUCUGGAAUAUUAACAUAAAUCAGCUUUUCUUAUGAACUGGCAUUUUUGCUUUUGAUUUUCUCUUCUUUCUUUUGGUGCGUAAACAUCUCUCAGCAUUCACAUUCCGUUUUUGAGGGAAUUUCUAUUUUUCAAACAAUAAAAGGUAAGUCUCUUUCCAAGUUCUAUUUCUGCAUAAAUAACUAGUGUUACUGUGUAUGUCAACAUUACCCAAGAUUGUAUAGUGAUGUGUAAUUUCCGCUUGUGCCGUUAUUUCCAUCCGACAUUAGGUUACCAUAGCAAUACUGGCCUGGAUUUGGAAUACAAGAAAGCACUUUGACAUUGAGACCCUGAAAAACACAAAUACUCGAGUUGAACUGGAUUUCAAACAACUCUCCCACUUAGCAAACCACCAACUGGAACUUGAGUUGCUUGAAUGUCGUCAUCCUUUGUUAAAAAUGUAAACCCGAGCUUAAACUGACACACUUUACUGCCAUUCAAUUUCUUGACAUUGUCAUUUUGUCUUUUUGUUGAAUCCAAUGUCAACAGGGAUGUAACUCAGGUAAUGAACACCAAGAAUACAUGCCAUUGCCAUUUUCGCUCCCCAGCCAGAGAUGAUCCUCGUGCUGUGUAGAUGCUCAGUGUUUAAGUCCACGUCAAUCGCAUUUAUGGCUUUGUCGUUUUUGUCGUCGUCGUAUUAUCGAGGCUCCGCACCUAGUUCUGAUCGAUGGUAUCUGGUUAAGAUCACGAGUUUUCCGAUUGUACACUUGAUCAAUAGGAUGUGAAUGGAGAAAGACGGCAAAGAAUGGGCUUUAGUUUGUUUGUAUUACUUGUUUUGGGCAUUGUAUGGAUGUUGGAAGUCAUGGCUACCUUUUCUGUCCUGUUUGACUCCUAUUUAGAGUUGUGUCAUUUUUCUAGAGGUUUCUAGGCUGGUCUUCGGACUGACCGUGCAAAUAUUUCACACACAUUGGAUGAUAUUAAUCAGAUUAAAUGCAAUGAUUGACGGAUGAAUGAUGCAACCCAAAGUGAAAAGUGGCACCAAAAAAAAAAAAACUCCAACUAAUUCAAAUUUAGUUCUUUGUUGGUGGGAUGGUGUAUCUUGUUAGUCUUCUCACCAACAAUGUAACGCAUUUUUUUUAAUUUAGUUUUAAUUUUUCUUUUAAAUUGCUGCUAAUCUUUUUUUCUACACUAUAACUGGCUCCUUAUUGUGUUUCAAUAUGGCAGGCUGCAUUAGACAUUUUAUUUGAUCUGUAAUGAACUGAAUUGUUCGCAAUUGUUUCUAAAUACAAAUAGAUGACUAAAGUAUAUUUCUUUCUUUUGUGAUCACAUUUUUUGAAGUCCUAUUUGAUGUUUACACGCAUUAUUUUCCUGUAACUGCCAUGUGUAUUGUCAAUUACUUUCCUGUCUUUGUGUUUUGAACAUCAUUUUUCGUUCAUUCCGGCAGCUUUAUUGAUCUGUUCAUUCUGCUUGUAAGCUAACAAAUGUCAUAUCAUACAGAUUUACACAGGGAAUCAUGAAUAAAAUAUUUUUGUUUAAUGACAGUAAUGCAACUUGUAACCCGUGUGUAAAGUCUGAUAAUCAGGCUUUGGUACUAAAGCAGGCACUUUUUCCAUUAUUAUAAAUUGUUUACUUAACAUUCAAUAAAAACGAUCACAUCUGAAUA
This is a messenger RNA of Syngnathus acus (greater pipefish), 4575 nucleotides long. RefSeq names its product inositol polyphosphate multikinase b (gene ipmkb). Gene Ontology annotation, cellular component: nucleus; cytoplasm. Lineage: Eukaryota; Metazoa; Chordata; Actinopteri; Syngnathiformes; Syngnathidae. Gene Ontology annotation, biological process: inositol phosphate biosynthetic process. The transcript has 6 exons. The coding region runs from base 891 to 2270 and encodes 459 amino acids. Gene Ontology annotation, molecular function: inositol-1,4,5-trisphosphate 3-kinase activity; inositol tetrakisphosphate kinase activity. The record is from RefSeq and is a predicted model, not a curated record.